Messenger RNA from Motacilla alba alba, 6515 nucleotides. It is a transcript of the gene PPP6R3, whose product is annotated as protein phosphatase 6 regulatory subunit 3. Gene Ontology annotation, cellular component: cytosol; nucleus. Lineage: Eukaryota; Metazoa; Chordata; Aves; Passeriformes; Motacillidae. The record is from RefSeq and is a predicted model, not a curated record. The transcript is spliced from 26 exons. Gene Ontology annotation, molecular function: protein phosphatase binding; protein phosphatase regulator activity. Bases 441 to 3098 code for a protein of 885 amino acids.
GGUUGAGGUGAUUGGCAGGUGGGCGGAGGCAGAGGAGGGCUCGCCGGAGCUGCCAUGUCCGCCAUCUUGGAGCGUCGGUGAUGGUGGCGAGCGGAGGUUUUCCCGCCUGAGCGGAGGCACCCGGGGCCUGUGGCGGGGGACGCGCUGCCGAGGAAGAAAUCUGCUUCAUCUAAUUCAAUGCUAAUUCAGUCCUGCUAAUCUGCUAGUACUGUAGAUUGAAAGAUUUUUUUGCUGUUGCCAGGAUACCCUGUAAUGGGCAAGAAGCCUGAGAGAAUACAAAACGUUCUGAUUUUUUAACUUUUAAAAACUUUUGUGUUUUAACAGGACCUGGGCUCCUGUUGAGAAGUGAUGGAAUAAUCUGUGGCCGGCACCUGACAUAUAGAGGGAGCAGCCCCUAAAGGAGCUUGCCUGGGAGACAGUUUGUGAAAUAACGCAGUAACAUGUUUGCAGUAACCAGCAUGUUUUGGAAAUUUGAUCUCCAUUCGUCAUCGCACAUAGAUACACUUCUAGAGAGAGAAGAUGUAACACUGAAGGAAUUGAUGGAUGAAGAGGAUGUUCUACAGGAGUGCAAGGCUCAGAAUCGCAAACUUAUAGAGUUUCUGCUGAAGUCAGAAUGUUUGGAAGACUUAGUUUCAUUUAUUAUUGAAGAGCCACCUCAAGACAUGGAUGAAAAAAUUCGAUAUAAAUACCCGAACAUAUCAUGUGAGCUGCUUACAUCAGAUGUCUCACAGAUCAAUGAUAGGUUGGGAGAAGAAGAAUCCUUACUCCUGAAACUGUACAGCUUCCUCUUAAAUGAAUCUCCUCUAAACCCUCUACUGGCCAGUUUCUUCAGCAAGGUGUUAAGUAUUCUUAUCAGCAGAAAACCAGAACAGAUUGUAGAUUUUUUAAAGAGGAAGCAUGAUUUUGUAGACCUCAUUAUUAAGCACAUAGGGACCUCUGCUAUCAUGGACUUGUUGCUCAGGCUACUGACUUGCAUAGAACCUCCACAGCCCCGGCAGGAAGUGCUAAAUUGGCUGAAUGAGGAGAGAAUUAUCCAGCGGCUUGUGGAAAUCGUACACCCAUCUCAAGAUGAAGAUAGGCAUUCAAAUGCAUCACAGUCACUCUGUGAAAUUAUUCGUCUAAGCAGAGACCAGAUGCUACAAGUACAGAACAGUUCAGAACCAGAUCCACUGCUUGCAAGUUUAGAGAAACAAGAAAUCAUAGAGCAGCUUCUGUCUAAUAUUUUUCAUAAAGAAAAAAAUGAAUCUGCAAUUGUCAGUGCAAUCCAAAUCCUAUUGACCUUACUUGAGACAAGGCGACAGACAUUUGAAGGUCAUAUAGAGAUCUGUCCUCCAGGCAUGAGCAAUUCCACAUAUUCUGUCAACAAAAGUGUUUUAGAAGCCAUAAAAGCACGACUUUCAUCCUUCCAUGAGCUCCUACUUGAGCCUCCAAAAAAAAGUGUCAUGAAGACAACCUGGGGUGUACUGGAUCCACCUGUAGGAAAUACACGUUUAAAUGUAAUUAGAUUAAUAUCUAGCCUUUUACAGACAAAUACAAGCAGUGUGAAUCAGGAGCUUAUAGAACUUAACAGCAUAGGAGUCAUACUGGACAUGUUUUUUAAGUAUACGUGGAAUAACUUUUUGCAUACUCAAGUAGAAAUCUGUAUUGCAUUGAUUCUUGCAAGUCCUCUUGAAAACACGGAAAAUGGCACAAUUACAGAUCAGGAUUCCAGUGGGGACAAUCUCUUACUGAAACAUCUCUUCCUUAAGUGCCAAUUAAUAGAAAGAAUACUUGAAGCAUGGGAGAUGAAUGAGAAGAAACAGGCUGAAGGAGGAAGAAGGCACGGCUACAUGGGUCACCUGACAAGGAUAGCAAACUGCAUUGUGCACAGUACAGAUAAGGGGCCAAACAGCACACUAGUCCAGCAGCUCAUCAAAGAGCUUCCAGAGGAGGUGAGAGAGCGAUGGGAAACAUUCUGCACAAGCUCUUUAGGAGAAACCAACAAGAGGAAUACAGUGGAUCUGGUUACUACCUGCCACAUUCAUUCUUCCAGUGAUGAUGAAAUAGACUUUAAAGAAACUGGGUUCUCACAGGAUUCUUCUUUGCAGCAGGCCUUUUCUGAUUAUCAGAUGCAACAAAUGACGUCCAAUUUUAUUGACCAGUUUGGCUUCAACGAUGAGAAGUUUGCUGAUCAAGAUGACAUUGGCAAUGUUUCUUUUGAUCGGGUUUCAGACAUCAACUUUACCCUCAAUACAAAUGAAAGUGGCAAUAUAGCCUUGUUUGAGGCAUGCUGUAAGGAGCGGAUACAGCAGUUUGAUGAUGGUGGCUCUGAUGAAGAAGACAUCUGGGAAGAAAAACAUAUUGCAUUUGCACCGGAGUCCCAGCGGCGUUCCAGCUCGGGCAGUACAGACAGUGAAGAAAGUACAGAUUCUGAAGAAGAGGAUGGAACUAAACAAGACUUGUUUGAAUCCCACACCAAUACAGAGGACAAAAUGGAAGUAGACUUAAGUGAACCACCUAACUGGUCAGCGAACUUUGAUGUACCCAUGGAGACUGCACACGGUGCCAGUCUGGAUUCUGUUGGCUCUGCUGUGUGGAGUACUGAAGCAUCUGUGCCAGCUAAAGAAACUGGCUGGGCUUCUUUUUCUGACUUCACAUCCUCUUUGAGCUCAAAAGACUCCUUAAGAAGCAAUUCUCCUGUGGAAAUGGAAACAAACACAGAUGCAGGUGAUCCCUUGAGUGCAAAUGCAACUACUGUUACAACACAGCUAGAGACCCCAGGAAGUGUUGCUAUGGAGGCAAGCUCAGAUGGAGAGGAUGAUGUGGAAAAUGCAGACAAGGUAACCGAGACAGUCAUGAAUGGCAGCAUGAAGGAGACACUGAGCCUAACUGUAGAUGCUAAAACUGAAACUGCUGUUUUCAAAAGAGUGUUGAAAUCCUAUCGUGAGGAAGGAAAAUUAACUACCUCGCAGGAUCCUUCUUGUAAAUAUGUAGUAGAAGAGAAUACAGAGGUUGCAGAAGAGGUCCCUUCAGGUCUUCAGCCUACUAACAGCAGUCCAGAACAGAGGACUGAUCAACACACCCAUUUAGGAGAGGCAUCUGUUAAUGGCCCUGUAUGAUAUGUGAUGUCUACUGCCUUGGCUGAAGAGAAAGAACUGAUGUCCAGGUGUUUGAGUAUUUCUUGAGGAUAUCAUCUUGACCCUGUUGAAGCCAGUCACUGCUGCACUAAUUUCGCAAGGAAUCAGGACCAGCAACAUUUAUAUUCUAGAUUUUAAGACAUUGUACAGAAAUUCAUAAGUGUAAAAAUAUUGCACAUUGAGAAAUACCAAUAAUUUUUGCGUAUGUUUAUAUUGUAUUGUUCUAAAUAAUGGGGGGCCUGUGAAAUAAGAUCCUGCUACCCAUGUAAUGAUGACAGUAGUGUUACUAUAGUUAAAAUGGCUGUAAGAAUAGUUUUAUAAAAAAGUGAAUACAAAAAUCUAAUGUAUUUGAGACAUAACUAUUUGACGAUUAGUGUGACCAAAGUAUUUAGCAGUUUUCUUACAUUUUUCACCUUGUAAAAAAGAAAAAGAAAAUUCAUGUUUUUUCUGAAACUGAAAUGCCCUAUAAAUGUUAUUUUGGUUGGUUUAGCUUACAAAAGUGAUUUAAAUAAGAAUUUUUUGGUGUUCAACAUUUUACAACAGGUUUUUUAAUUGGUAAUUGUUUUCUGUAUUGUUCUAAACAGAUCAAAAAAUGUAAGUCUAUUGGUAGAGAUUUUAAGUAUUUAUUGCAACAGCUUAGUUGACAAAUUGAUGUUACUGUAAAGCCAUAUGUUCUGUUAAGUCUAGUUUGCUUGAAACAAUACCUUCCAGGUGAAACACUAGAAUCUUUGGAGUGCACAUGGCUUGUUGUGUUUAAGUGGUUCACCUGCCUUUAAACAGUUCACCAAGAUUUAGUUUAAUACCAAGCAUUAUACAAUGGAACAUUUCAGAACAAUCUGCGUAUUUAAAACGCUAUAAUCCUUUUAGACAAGUCAAGUAAAAGAAAUGCUCAUGCUGCUAAUGUAAUUUCAGUACCUGCAUUUUAAAAGUAAAUAGUGUUUUUAAUACAAAUUUUGGCAGCAGAGCAUGUUAAUUGGUAAUUUCACUGUACUGAUCUGUGUGAGGCUUUCAUUUGUAUGUUCUGAACCAGUUUUUUCACAGCUGGUUUGUGUAUAUAUAUAGUGAUUAUGGAAACUAAUUCUGUGUAAUUUAUAAUUUUCUAUGUCAGUGUAAAAUUCCAACAGCCUUCUCAAACAAACAGAAGCAAUAUACUGUAUAUUGCCACAUUGUCUGGUGAAAGGGUUAAAAUACUCCUGCACUUUUAGACGCAAAACCAUUUUUCUUUCUGUAAUAGUCAUAUUCAUUUAUUUUUUACAUAAUUUGUUUUCCUGACCAGUAUUUAAAGCCAAAAGGAUAUUCGAAACAAUGGCCAAUAAUUUCUUUUAGAAGGCGUCCCAAACAACGUGCCUAAACAUUACACUGCAUACAGAAAUAAAAAACCCACAUGUAUGUCACUGCCCUUAUUGCUUUCUCUUUUGCAUUUUUGGCAAGGUUCAGUGCACUUGUCCUGGGAAGUUUUUGCAAAGUGAUCAGUUGUGUGAAAAAGAAGGGGUAAAACCAUAAUAUCAUAAGUGGAAUUGGUAACUAUAGUUGCCCUUUUAUUUGUACUUUAUAAGUGAUGGAAUCCAGUCAGUUUCUAAGUUUUCUUUAUCAGUUCAGAAUUACUUUCAGAUCAGCUUGACCAAAACCAUUUUGUGUGUUAGCUUUAAGGUUGCCAGCUGUCCUCUUGUCACUUUGAUCUGUCAGCGAACAAGCAGCUUUGGAAACAAAACUGCUCAUUUUGACACAUGAAUUGGAGUUAAGUAGAAAUUCCAAAUACAAGCAAGCAGCAAGUUGGUUUGCAUAAGUUUGAUGCUUGUAAGGAGAAAAACUUGCAUCCUUUCCAGUGCAGCUAUUUGUCCCGUGCUAAAAAGUUGAUUUAUUUAGCUCUGUAGCCAGGAAAAUUGGAGAACACAGUAGAUGAAAUUGAGUCUGGGCCCUGUUUCCUUCACUUCAGCAAUCUUGUACUUGUCCUUCUGUUCACAAACUGUCAUAUCAGUCCACUGUUCUGAGGAAGUGUAGGGUGUGUUUUACCCACUCACUCUAUUCCUUGCACAAGGAAUCUGAACUUGAAAGCAUUGGAGGUGUGUUUGGGGAGGGGAGGGAGGGUCUAUGGGUGGGUGUAAAUACUCCUCUUCUGCCAUCCUUCAUCAACACUGCUGCUGAUCUGCUGCUCACAUAGCCUUACAAAGGUUUGAACGUACUGCAGGAAUCCUGAAUGGCUCUUACCCGGCCUAUUUAAUCAGAUUGGACUUGCAUGCAAUGGAAUUUGAGUCUUCUUUAAGAAAAGGUAUUUUAAUGCAUUUGCAGCAUGGACUGAAGUCUAAUACCUUUGUACAGGUUUGAAUUCCUACAGUGUUUUUAGCAGCAAUUAGAAGGAAAUGAGCUUGCUUUGAAAGGCUUGUCCACUGCCACAUUCCACAGUGCUCUUUGAAAUGACUAAAGGCUCAGUCACUUGAAACUGAGGAAUAAUGAUGUUGGUUGAUGUCAAUGGGCAGUGGAUUUAACCCUUAGGAUUUCUCUGGAAAAGGAUUUUUACUCAAGCAAGAGUAUGUUUCAAAAGUGGCUAGACCAGUAAUAUCUGUAGUAGCUCAUUGCCUCUUCCCAUCUGGCAGAGUGGAUGAAUCAUGCCUUCUUGACCAGUGAAACCGUUAUUUUUAAGUGUAAGCCCUGAAUUAGUUUUAUAGCAAGAUUGUUCCAUUUAAGUAAAAGCAUAAGUCAUUAUCUUGACUAACAUUACUAUUAAUUCACUGAAAAGAUAACAGGAUAGUGGAAACAAUCUCAUUAUGUGGUUGUACAUGGAAUCCCGUGUGACCAUGCUCUUGAGUGAAGUCUACAUUUUUGCACCUAUUAAACCUUGUAUCUACCUCUUGAAAACAGUGACUUCUGUGUUGUCAUCUGCAUACUUCUGUAGAAACUUACAGUGACAUUCAUGCUUUGUGUGAAAUCUAUUGAGGAGACUUGUGAGGAAGGUGAAUCAGAUUCUUACUGUCAUUCAUUAUAAGCUUACCUUUCUGUUUAAAUUUUAAAGCAUUAAUUUCCUUGGAGAUUUUGUUUUCUGACAUAUGUCUCAUACAGUUAUAUCAGGAAGUACUUACUGUAUAUAACUGGCUCUAUUAAUAGACUUAAUCACCUCUGACUGUCUCAGAAUAAAUAGUGCUUUCUCUAGUGUAGUGUAAGUGCUUUGAGUUUCAUUAUGAAAGUGUCUGUAUUGUUUUCCAAACCAAGAUGGAAAAUGGCUGUUAUUGUGGCAGCAAAAUGCCCUUUAUUGCUAAAGAUUUUAACAUCUGUAUUUUAGCUUCUGCAUCUUACUUGCUAGCAAGGUAAGGAUUUGGCAUCUUCCUGUUCCAUUAUUGUUUGAGUAUGUAAGGUUACAGCAUGGAAGGAGAUUAAGGUAAUAAAAUUAAAAUAAAAAAUGUU